GAGACCCUCGGAAGAAAAAAGCACGCAAAUCAUCAAAAAGCAAUUUCUAUCAUCAACCCCCGGCAACAUGGCAAGUGAAUAUGAGUUCGAAAUCGGUCUGGAUGAAGGGGGAGAGGAGAGUGGCUAUCAUAUGUUCAAUGCCCCCGGCCAGGAACAGCGAGCUCAUCUCAUCAACCAGACGUACCCGCGCGAUCGCAUUGUGAAAGGAGACUUGGAACAAGUCAUCCAUGGCCACCUGACUCCGGACGGAGAUGAGGCUACUCUUAUCGUGGCAAAGUUCAGUUUCCUGGGCCAAACGCCUGACCGCCGUUUCAAAUACGCCAGGAUCACUUGGGACUUUUCGUACGAGGGCUCUCUCAAUAGUCCCGAGGUGCUGGAUAUCUCUCUGGAUGGGCAGUUCAUCAUGAACAAAUCGACCUUCUCGUCAAACAAUGGGUACAAUGCUGAUCUCGGGGUUCAAGGGGGAGUUGGGGUCACCGGCAGCGUUGGGGCUGGAUGGACUCGGUCGCUCGAAGUGACCGUGAACGACCACGUUUCGAUUUAUGGAACAAGCCGUUAUCGGGACCAAAAGGUCGGCGAACCCGACAGCGCGAGAUGGGUACUAGAAGAAAACGCCAGCCAGAAAAGCGGUAUCCCGGGGCUCAUUAGAACUGCGGUCCUGUUGCGACGUCAACCAGGCAAAUUGUUUCUCGGUGACAUUGAGAUCCAAGCAAAGAUUGGAUUCGGAAACAACGUGAUGUCGUGGUUCGGACGAAAACAAGGUGUUCAUCCAGUGGUGUUUAAUCCCGCUCUACCGCCAACUACGAAGGUUUACGACCCGUCUAACCUGGAAUCUGUUGUCCUGGAUGAUAUCCAGUCGGUUGUACAUAACAAAGUGCUCCCUACAACGGAGUAGGCAGUUCUGUUCAAAUUCGCCAUCUGGCUACCUGGGCACGAGCAUAACAUGAG
Molecule: messenger RNA, 948 nt
Organism: Aspergillus steynii IBT 23096
Lineage: Eukaryota; Fungi; Ascomycota; Eurotiomycetes; Eurotiales; Aspergillaceae
Exons: 1
Coding region: 68-895 (275 amino acids)
Source: RefSeq, a predicted model, not a curated record